This is a messenger RNA of Kwoniella botswanensis, 3417 nucleotides long. RefSeq lists its product as uncharacterized. Gene Ontology annotation, cellular component: Atg1/ULK1 kinase complex; phagophore assembly site; cytosol. Gene Ontology annotation, biological process: protein localization to phagophore assembly site; mitophagy; autophagosome assembly. The coding region runs from base 1 to 3417 and encodes 1138 amino acids. NCBI's taxonomy places the organism in Eukaryota, Fungi, Basidiomycota, Tremellomycetes, Tremellales, Cryptococcaceae. The record is from RefSeq and is a predicted model, not a curated record. The transcript has 3 exons.
AUGUCUAGCGUACCGCUCAGAUCUACUUCUACGCGAUCGCCCAAUCCCACUGCUCUCCUGGGUCAACCCACCGGAGAGAGGAAUCUGAACCUUGCAUCGUCUUCCGCAUCUUCCUCUCAGAUUGGUGCUCAAGCAAAUAGGGCGGAUCAGGUGUUAUAUCGAUUCUACCUGAAAACAGUGGAGGUAUUGGCAGAUGGCAGAUUGACUCAUUAUGGCGGUACUGUAGGGAAGAAGUCGGGUGAGAAGAAGAAGGAUAAGUGGUUCAAUCUGAUUCUACCUGAAGUAGAUCUAUAUAAAUCAGAUUUACAGAUCUACCGUUCAAUCUCAUCUUAUCAACCUUAUACCGAACCGGGAGAGACUCCUUCUCCUUCAUCAUGUACAGUUCCACCAUUACUCAUCGCUUUCAUACUCGAUACCAGUGAUAUACCUAGCGGUCAAGCCUUACUAUGGAAUCGCAAUAGUGCGAAAAUCCCUAUCGAUGUGGGAUCAUCAGGGAAAGGAAAAGGAAAGGGCAAAGAGAAGGAAAGUAAAUCCGGUGUCGUACUGGAACGAUGGACAUUCAGAGCUCAGUUGCCUCCCUCCGAUUCCAACUCUUCUUCACAGCUAGCCCCUCACACCGCUUACCGAUUAGGUAUCAUCCAUUUUCGAGCUGUACUCUCUCUCAUACGUCUCUUACCCGCUUAUCGCCUAUUCCGACGCCUACGCCGUUCGAACAAUGGUCUACGUAUGGGACUGAAAUUAUGGGGUCCGGAAGGAUACCCCAAUACUCCUGAAGGUCUUUCGGAAGCGUGGGAAAUCAUGGAAAGAGGUUUGAUAGGCUUAGAUAUCGGUCUAGAUGAACUGGUGUCUGGUGAUACGGUUCAACCUGAAGAGAUUGAACGAUAUGAUUUCCCAAAACUCGAUCUGUUUGGAAAUGAAUUUACGUUAAGUGCCGAAUAUAGGCCGGAAGUGGAUUUCAAUGUUGAGGAUAUGGAAGCUGUCUUAAGUGAGAAAUUCGUUGAUAUGGAUGAAGAUUGGUUCACACCUACUGUUUCUCGUCGAAAUACACAAGAUGAUCCGGUCAACUUGAAGAGCGAACCAAGAAGGGUGUCUAUUCCUACAGCUAUACAGUCGAACAAUUCACCUAUACCUCAAAGACAACCUGCUCUGCCUGUUGGAUCAAUAGCUUCUGGCGGCGCUGGGAUUUACACUGCUUCAGUUAGACAAGGUGGAAGUAGAGUACCCUCCAGUCAGGAGAAGCGAACGGCUGUGGGUAGCUUAGGAACCGAGAAAUGGGGAGCGUUUGCCGAAGGUCUUCCAUUUGCUGGAGGAGCAUCGACCACAAGUCAAAGAGAAGUACAAAGUCACGAACCUCCUUCACCCAGUAUGGCUACUCCUGCUGCCAUUGUCGCUGCCAGACGACUAUCGGGUCAUUCCAUUCAACCUUUCGCUUCUGCUUCACCAUCAACCUCGCUGCUUCGCUCCACACCACCUCAAGCAUACACCGGAUCUCCUAUCCCCUCUUCAUCAUCGGCUCGUCCGGUCAUUGGUACAUCCCGCCCUUCUUCGGUAGGAAGGACAAGUUCGUUCUUGUCUCAAUCUGGAAGGUCAUUCACUCACGCUCAACUGGCAAAUAUGUAUGCUGGUUCCGCCUCUCCGCCUGUGACUGGGGCCAUGUCUGGUGUAGGCGUCCAAAUUCCUACAUCUUCACCCCUACCGGGUCAAUCGCCCGUUUCGCCAUCUUCGCUCAGCUUCACCAAACAACCUGUCCCCAGAAGUAUAUCUGGGAGACCUUACUACAUGACGCCUAGCGCAUCAUCGCCGUUCAUACCCGAAUCUUUAGAACGGGAAUCUUCCUUGUCCUCUAACGCAGGUGCACCAAGCAUAAUCAAACGGUACUCUUCGUCUCUAUCCCAACGAUCGGGGAGAGCGAUAAGUGGUACAGCCAAUGUCAAUGUUGGAUCUCAAGGAAGUAGUGUUGGAGAAGGAAGCUUUCCUGGAAGUGCAGGUCAGGGACUUCUUCGUCGUACCAGCACGCGAGAGAGUGGGUUGAGACAUAGCUUAGAAGGACCUGGAUCAGCGAGUACCAGAUUACCUGCGCCGGACGAAGAUGAUAUUCAAGCCUUCCUCAAGACGCUCGACGCGUUGCCCCAACCACCUUCGAUAGCCGCUCAAGCCGUGCAGUCAUCUUCGCGGUCUCACUUACCUUCAACUUCAUCAUCCCUUUCUGCGCCCUCUGUCCCCCCCACUCCAUCUCCUCUCUUGACUUCCUCUGGAUCACCCGGCACCGGCGCUACGGGAUAUGGCGGUAGAGUACCUAUGACAAGACAGCAGGUAGAUGAAGAAUUGAGACGAAUGGCCGGAUCAUUCUCGCUCAAUACACCUUCAGCAUUUGUUGCUUCGCCAUCAGCAAUCGCAUCUGGAUUAUCUUCGCCUGUCAAAGGUGCAGGCACAGGAUCUGGAUCCAACACCAACUCAAACUCGACCAACCCCUCUUCUAUAGGCUUACUCAGUGCUUCCAGACCCGCUUCAGCGAAUCGAAGGGCCAUACCUGGAUUCGAGCAGGAAAGGGGUAGUAGACCAUUAUACAGAAGGCAGACUUCUGGCGAGAAAUCACCUUUGGGUCCUGGUCCUAAUUCUGGACCAGGUUUGAGCGUACCUACAUCGAUUGCCAGUAGAUCACCUAUAUCAGCUAGUCCAAUGACAGCUUUAAAGUCAGCUGAUGAUGUACAUAAUCAUACCCACCCUCAUAUCCAUUCACACGUCAUUCAAGGAGGAGGAGCAAGGAGCUUACCAGGUAGAGGAAGAGACGUAACCGUUUUAGAUGAAGAACCUCUACCUGCUAGAUCAGCCGGUAUCACCAGUGUCCUAUCGCCUCAAACUACAGGGACAAGUGCGACUGAAUCUAUGAGAUCCAGAAGAGGACCAGUAUUACUAAGGGGUGGAUUUGGUGAACCUCCCAUUGGACUAGGAAUAGGAAGUGGAAGACCAUCGUCGUAUUCUAGUCCUUCACAUAGUCCUGUAAGGGAAUUGCCAACGAAAUCUACAGGUGUAGGGUUGGGUAUAAAAGAAAGUGAAUCAUGUGAACCUCCUCAACCACAAUCACAACCGCAAUUGUCUAGUGGUAGUGGGAUUGGCGUUGGGGGUAGAUCGCCUUAUACGAUUGCUGCUAGACGAUCCUCAGGAGGGAUUAGUGGGUACCCUGGAUUGCCUCAGUCGUCAGGAAGGACGCUCAAAGGUCAACGAACUGCUCCGUCCUCACUAGGAAGAGAGGAUGAUGCCAAUACGCCUAUCGUGCUUGGAGGUACAAGGGGGGAAAGGGAUAGGAGUAGAGUGAGGGAUGAUAGAGUCCAGGAAGAGGGGAUGGAAGAAUUGGAAAUUAAAUUGAGCGGAAUAGAAAUUGCAUCUGGAAGAGGAAGAGGAGAUACCGACUGUUAA